AUGGAAAAGAAACAUGCAAAACCAAUAUUGAUAAGGUGGGUGCUACUAUUACAAGAAUUUGAUUUUGAGGUAAGAGAUCGAAAAGGAUGUGAAAAUCAAGUUGUUGAUCACCUGGCAAGGUUGGAAGUUAGGCCAAAUAUUGAGCAUGAGGUCGACAUAAACUACUACUUCCCUGAUGAACAGGUGUUUGAAAUAUCUCUCAAACAUACGCCAUGGAGGUGUGUUCCGAAAGAAGAAGCGUUAGAAAUUCUCCAUGCUUUUGAUACAUCUCCAGUGGAAGGUCACCGUGGUGGUAUUCGUACCGCCGCUAAACUUUCCAGAGUAGAUACUACUAGGCUUCCCUCUACAAGGAUGCACACGAAUUUGAGAAGAAAUGCCCUCAAUGUUAGCAAUUAUGCUUCCAAAUGGGUGGAAGCCAUUGCACUUCCAAGCAACGAAGGAAAAAGCGUUGUCCAAUUUCUGAAACGCCAUAUCUUCACAAGAUUUGGCACUCCUAGAGCAAUCAUUAGUGAUGGGGUUCCCACAUUUGCAAUAGAUGGAAGUGUGGAGAGUGAACGAAAAGUGCAGACUGGCCAGCAACAGGUCCAAUUAGCGAAUCGCCGAACAGUUCGGCUACUCAGAACUAGACCGCCAAUAGACUCUAUACCAUCUUGCAUUGGAGUUCGUAAAACUUGGUGA
Molecule: messenger RNA, 678 nt
Organism: Solanum verrucosum
Lineage: Eukaryota; Viridiplantae; Streptophyta; Magnoliopsida; Solanales; Solanaceae
Exons: 4
Coding region: 1-678 (225 amino acids)
Molecular function (GO): nucleic acid binding
Source: RefSeq, a predicted model, not a curated record